Molecule: messenger RNA, 768 nt
Organism: Gongylonema pulchrum
Lineage: Eukaryota; Metazoa; Nematoda; Chromadorea; Rhabditida; Gongylonematidae
Source: the annotation of a GenBank genome assembly
AUGCCUAUAUGGGAACAUGUUGGGCAUGCAUUGGCCGAUCGUCAAUCUCCGGUUCGUGUAGCAAAACUCGAUUGUACACGUUACGCCGGCACUGCAUCUGCACUGAAUAUACGCGGCUAUCCGACGAUAAUUUUCUUCCGGCAUGGUAAAGAAUUGGUGUAUGAAGGUGAGCGGAAAAAAGAGGCAAUGGUUGAUUUUGCUUUGAAAGCAUCCGGGCCUGUGAUUGGACUUAUCGAAGAUGUUCGGGAAUUGUCACAGCCAUUUUUCGUAUUUGUGGAAGGGAAACCGGAAAAAACACACACAUCUGAACUGAUUGACAGUUAUCACGAUAUAGCGGAGAAGUUGUUUUCAUCAAUACGAUUCUAUCAGGCAAAAAGAGAUGCCUUCCCGAAAGCAGUUUCUCUCCCCGAUAAUCCAGCAGUACUUGUUUUCAAAGACAACGAUUAUUUAACAUAUACAAAUGAAGGAGAUGACUUCACAGCGGAAAGCCUAAAUGACUGGAUAUACAACGAACGUUGGCCACUGAUACCACUUAUCACGUCAACAAAUAUCAAAGAAGUUGGUCGAAUGCGAAUGCUUGUUUUGGCUGUUGUGAAUAUGAUUGAUAGGAGAAACGGAACGACACAAAUUGGAAAAUUUUUUUCGGUGGUCACAGAUGCUGCUCAAACAGUACGCAAAGAUACAUAUUUGUCGUCAUAUUUUCAGUUUGGCUGGUUAGAUGGCAGUGAAAUUGCCAAUAAUAUUGCGAUGGGAACAAUAAAUCAACCA